Molecule: messenger RNA, 304 nt
Organism: Drosophila suzukii
Lineage: Eukaryota; Metazoa; Arthropoda; Insecta; Diptera; Drosophilidae
Source: RefSeq, a predicted model, not a curated record
AUGGUGAAGGUUUAGUGCUCCAAGCUGAGGACCAAUGCACAGUGAGACCUUACCAAGCAGUUGGAACUGAAGAAUGAGCUGCCCAGCCCGUGCGUGGUCAAGGUGACCGGAAGAGCUUCCUCGAAGCUCUCCAAGAUUUGCGCCAUCCGCAAGGCCCUCUCGCCCCGGGACGCCAACCGCAAGACCCUCAGGGAGAUCCGCAAGGGUUCCGUCUUCCCCCAGCGCAAGUUCGCCGUCAAGGCCUAGAGGCGUCCUCCUACUGUCUAGUGUGCGUUAAGGGUACUUCGGUCCAUGAAGAAGAAAA